AAGCAGCACCACGUGAAUAGCCACCUGAUCACCUAAUCGUCGCGUGUGUGCAACGAAUUAUCACCUCUCCUUUGAAAUUGUUUGUUAUGAAGUGCUAACAAGUACUCGAUAGUGUUUUUCUAAUUAACGAUUUUAUCUUAUUUUUUGACACAGUUAUUUUCUUCAUAAGCAUCAUUCUCGCGACGGAGUUCUUAUCAGACUGUCGGCGGAGUUGUGGCAGUGCGCGAGGAAAAUAUUUUUGUUCAGAGGAGCAUCGAACUCGGUGUCACCCGAUGGGUUAAGUUGAAUGGGAUCUGCAGGAAGUGACUAAACCGACGACGAAGACACGACGAAGAUGGCCGAGGGAGGGAAGCUGCAGGUCCCGCAGGACAAGGAGCGCUUCGGACUGGGCUACCAGAACACGGUGAUGUAUGGCCGAUACAGUCGGCAGCUGGGGGAAUUCGCCAAAUUGGAAGGUCUGAGACAAGCCGAGAAACGAAGACUGAAGGAAGAAAAAGCUCGCAAGAAGGAGCUGAGAGGAUACCAAGGUAAGCUGGCCAAAGCUGUGUCGUUCCUAUGGAAGCACACAUUCGCCCGUCUGGGCGAAGACUGGGUAUUUUUGGCCCUGCUGGGUGUCAUCAUGGCCAUCCUUAGCUUCAUUAUGGACAGAGGGAUUUCGCUGUGCAAUUGGGCGAGGAUUUGGUUGUUCAACGACUUGCAUGGACAACCGUUUGCCCAAUAUGCGGCCUGGAUUUCUUUGCCUGUGUGUCUCACGCUGUUUAGUGCCGGAUUUGCACAUCUGGUGGCUCCACAGUCGAUAGGUUCGGGCAUCCCCGAAAUGAAAACUAUUCUCCGCGGGGUCGCCCUCAAGGAAUAUCUGACUUUCCGCACCCUCGUGGCCAAGGUGGUGGGCCUCACGGCCACCCUCGGCAGCGGCAUGCCCCUCGGUAAAGAAGGCCCCUUCGUCCACAUCGCCAGCAUCUCCGCCACCCUGCUCAGUAAGCUCGUCACCGGCUUUCAGGGCAUCUACGAGAACGAGAGCCGCACCACCGAGAUGCUCGCCGCCGCCUGCGCCGUGGGGGUGGGCAGCUGCUUCGCGGCGCCCGUGGGCGGCGUCCUCUUCAGCAUCGAGGUCACCACCGUGUACUUCGCCGUGCGCAACUACUGGCGCGGGUUCUUCGCCGCCGUCUGCGGCGCCACCAUCUUCCGGCUGUUGGCGGUGUGGUUCGACGGCGCCGACACCGUCACAGCCCUCUUCAAGACCAACUUCCAGAUGGAGUUCCCGUUCGACCCGCAGGAGCUGUUCGUGUACGCGCUCAUGGGGGCCAUCUGCGGGCUGGGGGGCGCCUUCUACGUGUGGGUGCACCGACAGUACGUAAUGUUCAUGCGUAAUAGCAAGACCAUCAACCGUUUCUUGCAGAAAAAUCGGUUCCUAUAUCCGGCCAUCGUGAGUCUGCUGGUGUCGACGGUGUCGUUCCCGCUGGGCACCGGGAUGUACUUCGCGGGGGACUUGACCACGCAUCAGCAGGUCAUGAACUUCUUUAGCAACUUCACGUGGACGCACGAGAAUUUGACGGCCGACCAGCACAGCAUGGUGAAGCACUGGCAGACGCCGCACUCGGGGGUCUUCGUCAGCUUGAUCUGCUACGUCGCUUACACGUUCAUCUUCAGCAUCAUCUGCUCCACCGUGCCCGUCCCCAGCGGCAGCUUCACCCCCGUCUUCAAGAUCGGCGCCGGCUUCGGCCGCCUCGUCGGCGAGCUCAUGCACGUGUGGUUCCCCAGCGGCAUGCGCUACGGCGGCCAGAUCGCCGCCAUCAUCCCCGGCGGCUACGCCACCGUGGGCGCGGCCGCCUUCAGCGGCUCCGUCACCCACACCAUCUCCGUGUCUGUGAUAGUGUUCGAGAUGACCGGCCAAAUCACCCACAUCAUCCCCAUCAUGAUCGCCGUCCUCAUCUCCAACGCCAUCGCCAGCUUGCUGGCGCCCAGCAUCUACGACUCCAUCAUCCUGAUCAAGAAGCUCCCGUACCUGCCCGACCUGCUGCCAAGCAGCAGCGGCAUGUACAACGUCUACGUGGAGGACUUCAUGGUGCGCGACGUCAAGUACAUCUUCAACAACAUGACGUACGAGCAGCUGAAGACGCUCCUGAAGGAUAACCGCAGGCUGCAGAGUUUCCCUUUGGUGGACAACCACGAGAAUAUGGUGCUUUUGGGGUCAAUACCGCGGCUGCAGCUGAUCCAGUUGAUUGAGAGACACAUAGGGAGAGAGAGGAGGCUUCAGGUGGCGGCGAUCAGACAACGGGAGGCAGAGGAAAGGGCGAGGGAAGAAGCGGAAAAACGAGCAGAAGAAAGGAAAAGAAGACCGUCUAGGUUUCAAGUGGUUCCGGCACCUGACGUUCUUGGUGUCAAACAAAUGUCUGAAAAUCAACUCAACGUGGACAAACCUACAUUCAACCCAGUUUUUGGCACCCAACCCAAGAAGUCCAUUUUGAAGAAGACCAACUCUUUUACAUUGAAAGGGUUCAGUCCCUUCAUGUCCACAAGUCCCGGAUCUACCCCCUACACCACUGUGACCGGAGCGGAAAGUAGAAUUCGGAUCGCUUUUGAGGCAAUUUUCCGCAAGUCUGCGCAACUCCAAGACGUGGAAAACAACGAAAGCUCACCUGUUUUGAGCACUCCUGGAGGAUCAAUGGACAAUAAAGUCCAAAUCAUCCCAAUGAGUCCCACCACAUCGAAAAAAGUACAACUGCCCCGCGAGCGCGUCUGCGACAUGUCCCCCGAGGACCAGCGCACCUGGGAGGAGGAGCAAAUGCAGCUUCCCGUCGACUUCUCCUCCUGCCACAUCGACCCCGCCCCGUUCCAGCUGGUCGAGAGGACGUCCCUCCUCAAAGUCCACUCCCUCUUCUCCAUGGUGGGGGUGAACCACGCCUACGUGACCGCCAUCGGGAAGCUGGUGGGGGUGGUCGGUUUAAAAGACCUCCGUAAGGCCAUCGAGGACGCCAACAGCGGCAACCUGCCGCCGCAUGGUGUCGAAACGAACUCAAAUGGUAACGUCGGUACCAUCAAUAGUGAUAAUGGUGAUUCGGACAACGAGGCGGCCCAGACGCUGGUUUCGAAAGUAUAGGUGCAUACGUAAGAGUUGUGAUAACUGAUAAGGACUAAUUUUUAUUUGUUGAUUGUGAUAGAAGAAGCGAUGUUUAUUUAAUUGUAAGUAAUUUAAAGAGAUGAUAUUAAUGAUAAUAAAGUUUAUGACAGUAGA
Messenger RNA from Zophobas morio, 3235 nucleotides. It is a transcript of the gene ClC-a, whose product is annotated as chloride channel protein 2. The coding region runs from base 335 to 3100 and encodes 921 amino acids. The record is from RefSeq and is a predicted model, not a curated record. Gene Ontology annotation, biological process: transmembrane transport; chloride transport. Lineage: Eukaryota; Metazoa; Arthropoda; Insecta; Coleoptera; Tenebrionidae. Gene Ontology annotation, cellular component: plasma membrane. The transcript has 9 exons. Gene Ontology annotation, molecular function: voltage-gated chloride channel activity.